Molecule: messenger RNA, 210 nt
Organism: Pieris macdunnoughi
Lineage: Eukaryota; Metazoa; Arthropoda; Insecta; Lepidoptera; Pieridae
Source: the annotation of a GenBank genome assembly
AUGCCGUUUGGAGAAGGUCCCAGAACAUGUAUUGGAAUGAGAUUCGCCAAGAUGCAAAUAACAGCAGGCCUCCUCACGAUCCUGAGAAAAAUUCGAGUUGAACUGGCACGUGACACCCGUAUGACAGUGGAAUUAGAACCACGCGCGCUGACGACUCAACCUAAACAUGGAAUGAAUUUGAAAUUCGUACAAAGAGAAAUAUCUUGCUGA